AUGUCCUUCUUUGGCAUUGGCCGGCCGCAGCCGACGUCGGCCGAAAAGAUCGCCGCCGUCGAGGCCGAGAUGAAGAUGAUGGCCGACAUGCACAACCGCCUCGUCAAGAACUGCACUGCCAAGUGCGUCCCGGGCGAGUACCGCGAGGGCGAGCUCAACAAGGGCGAGAGCGUCUGCCUCGAUCGCUGCGCCGCCAAGUUCUUCUCCGUCCACAUGACCAUCUCGGAGCAGAUGCAGAAAGAGGCCCAGCAGCGUGCUGGCGGUGCCGCGCCUGGCGGUGCUGGCUUCGGCUUCGGCGCAUAG
Molecule: messenger RNA, 303 nt
Organism: Grosmannia clavigera kw1407
Lineage: Eukaryota; Fungi; Ascomycota; Sordariomycetes; Ophiostomatales; Ophiostomataceae
Product: mitochondrial intermembrane space translocase subunit
Exons: 2
Coding region: 1-303 (100 amino acids)
Biological process (GO): protein insertion into mitochondrial inner membrane
Cellular component (GO): mitochondrial inner membrane
Source: RefSeq, a predicted model, not a curated record